GCUUGGCAAGUCUGUACUUGUGCAGAACCCCUUGCACCUGAAGCAAUGGCCAUGAGGGCUCUUCCACUGACCCCUUCCCAGUGCUCCUCGUUUGGACCUCACCAAGGCAUGUCAUCCUUCAAGCAAAGCAGUGGUAGCGCCAGGUCUGUCAGGGCCUAUGCAAAGGCAGAUGAGGAGAAGGAGAACAAGCAGUCCCUGUUUGGAAGCAUCACCGAGGCGCUGGACUUCUCGCAGGUCCGAUCGGAGAGGGAUGCCGAGCUGCUGUAUGAGGCCAGGGAGUCCACCAAAGGUGGAAAGAGCAUGACAAGGGAACAGUACGGAGCACUUCGGAGGAAGAUUGGCGGCACCUACAAGGAUUUCUUCAAGUCAUAUGUUGAAGUCGAUGGGGAAUACGUGGAAGACGGUUGGGUCGAUAAGACCUGCAAGGUCUGCAAGAAGGACACAAGGGGGGAGCCUAGGCAGGUUGACAAACUAGGGAGAUAUGCGCAUGUCGCAUGCUUGGAGAACCCAAAACCGACGAACUUCUUCGCCAAGCUCUUCGCCAGAUAAACUUCUAUUGCGACCAACAAAAGCAUUGUUUCACUCAUGGAUAGAUGUAUAGAAAGUUAUGUCCUCAAAGGACCAGAAUUACAUUAUGUGUUCAAUUUUCCACGUGAA
Messenger RNA from Phragmites australis (common reed), 657 nucleotides. RefSeq lists its product as uncharacterized. Bases 46 to 549 code for a protein of 167 amino acids. The transcript is spliced from 3 exons. Gene Ontology annotation, cellular component: nucleus. Gene Ontology annotation, biological process: chloroplast organization; positive regulation of DNA-templated transcription. Gene Ontology annotation, molecular function: zinc ion binding; DNA binding. The record is from RefSeq and is a predicted model, not a curated record. NCBI's taxonomy places the organism in Eukaryota, Viridiplantae, Streptophyta, Magnoliopsida, Poales, Poaceae.